AUGCCCGACUGUGGUUCAAUCGUGGACGGGGUCGUGCGAUAUCCUCCCUCUGGAAUCAAUGUCGUCAUUAAAGGCGAGGCGAUCUCCGAGGCCGGCGAUGUUAUCAGACUCGGGCCUAACAGCUAUGCCACCUUGAAGGAGUAUCCGAAGAUGCUCCAGGAAUGGGACCAGUUCGCCUUUGACCCCGAGUCGUGCUUCUGUCACCGCGACGGGCGAUUCGCCGUUUCAAAGACCGAAUUCGAGCAUCAUCUGCCGGGAGUUGCUACACAUGUGAUUUGGCCCAUCAGAGCCAAGCCAAUUGUCAGCCGACGAGAUCUUGCCAUGAUGUUCCUUGGCCAAUGUAAGCGAUUGGGAAUUCCUGUGACAUAUGGUGUAGACAUCACCCGUUACUCGGAAGAUGAGGGGGGUACCGCCACCGCCCACGCCAAAGAUGGCCGCAGCUUCACCGGAGAUGUUGUGAUCGCGGCAGAUGGCAUCGGUUCCAAGAGCUGCAGUGUGACUCUGGGCAAGCCGGUUCGCGCCGUGAGCACAGGUUAUUGUGCUGAUCGUGUCAUGUACUCGACCGACCACAUAAAAGAUGCCCCUGCUCUGCAGAAAUCGAUUACCGAACUCCAACGACCUCAGCUACGCAUGUAUACAGCACCUGACAUGUACAUCGUCUUCCUCCUCUCAAAGACUCACAUUUUUCUCGGCAUCACACACAAGGAUGAUGGCACGGCUGUGGAAUCCUGGUCAUCGACCGUGACCCCCGCGCAGACGGCGGACGUGAUGCCCGACAAGGAGGGCUGGGACCCCGUUCUCAUGGAGGCGAUUCACAGCACCCCACCCAACACUGUUGUGCGAUGGAAGCUGUGCUGUCGUAAUACCCAACCAAAGUGGUACUCUGAUGGCGGUCACAUCAUUCAGCUUGGUGACGCAGCCCACAGCUUCAUCCCAUCAUCUGGAAACGGGGCAUCCAUGGCCCUUGAGGACGCCAUGUCGCUUCCCGAAUGCUUGAGGUUGGGAGGUAAAGAUCAAAUAGCCCUUUCAGUUCGAGCUCACCAGCUACUCAGAUAUGAACGUACUUCGCUUCUGCAACACAACGGUUUUGUCAACAGGCGUCAGGUCCACCGUGACAUGAACGAGAUUCUGAAAGAUGAAAGGCAGCCCAUGCUCCUCGGGAAAUGGGUCUGGACUCACCAUGCUGAAAAGUAUGCCACAGAGAACUUUGAAAAGGCGUAUUCGGCAGUCAAACUCGACAAGCCAUUUGCAAACACCAAUUUGCCUGUGGGUCACGAAAUGCAACCUUGGAGUAUCGAAGAUGAGGAGGAGAAGGAGAGGUCUGGGGUUUUUAUUGAAGACUUAAAGAACACUGGUGACUGGGGCUUGGCAUGA
Messenger RNA from Colletotrichum scovillei, 1374 nucleotides. RefSeq names its product monooxygenase. The transcript has 6 exons. The record is from RefSeq and is a predicted model, not a curated record. Lineage: Eukaryota; Fungi; Ascomycota; Sordariomycetes; Glomerellales; Glomerellaceae. The coding region runs from base 1 to 1374 and encodes 457 amino acids. Gene Ontology annotation, molecular function: monooxygenase activity. Gene Ontology annotation, biological process: secondary metabolite biosynthetic process.